Molecule: messenger RNA, 510 nt
Organism: Salvia splendens (bonfire salvia)
Lineage: Eukaryota; Viridiplantae; Streptophyta; Magnoliopsida; Lamiales; Lamiaceae
Product: glutathione S-transferase T3-like
Exons: 2
Coding region: 1-510 (169 amino acids)
Source: RefSeq, a predicted model, not a curated record
AUGGCGGUGGUCGCAACGGCGAGUGGCGAGGGCAGUGGCACUGGCGGUAGCGGUGGAUCUGGUUCUGGGUCCAACAGGGGGAAGCUAUACACCAAGGACGAGAGCGUUGCCGUGGCGAAGGCUUGGGAUGCAAUCACUUCGGACCCAGUGGUUGGCAACGAUCAGCACGAGGGGAGCUUUUGGAGGCGCGUAACUGAUGCAUACGAGGAGCUCAAACCCGAAGGCGCCGAGAGUCGCGACCCCGAACAGAUACGGAAAAAGUGGAGUAGGAUUCUCCGGGCUACCAAGCGGUUCGCGUCGAUAUACGAGAACAACCUUCGUCACGCUGAGAGUGGCCGCAGCGCAGCUGAUGUUAAGGUCCUGUCUGAGGGCCAAUUCCACACGGAGGGCUGGCCGAAGUUCCAGUCGUGGGAGGAGUAUCUUGUUCUCGCGGAUUGCCCGAAAUUCCGGUCGAUCGUGGCGCUCGAGACAGGAGGAGCGCCUGGGCCAAAGCGCACAAGGGGAAACUGA